CUCUCUUUACCGCAUGUAGCUGUCAAAAGUGUUUUUUACGUAAAUUUCGUCGUUUCGGUGGAUUGCAGCAGGAUUUUCUUUGGAUUUUAAGCAAAGAAAAGUUAUAAGAAAAUCCUUUCAAAAUGAAUCAAGCUGAGGUAACCAAAUUAAUGUCCCAGUUGAGGUUUGCUGUGCGACCCAAUAAACGUAAUUUGAAAAAUCCCGAUGGUCCUGAGGGUCGUUUGAUGAAACUGAGGAAGACCGUCACUGCCUUGGUCAAACAUGAACGUAUUGAAUUGUUCUACCAAAGAGCUGAUGAAGCCAGAGGUUAUGCUGAAUUGCUCAUUUCCGAUGCCAUACGACAUGGCGAUCGUCAUAAGGCCACCAUGGAAUUAGCCGAUUUCUGGCUGUUGGAAAAACAAUUGGUACACAAGUUAUUCAAAGUGCUAGUACCGCGCUUUGAGAACAGCAAUGUUUCAUUCACCCGUAUGUACAAAGCUCCCCGUGAUUAUCCUGGCAUUUAUUAUGACAAAGCUGUUCUUGAGUUGAGAGGUAAUCCCUAUCCCUCGCUGCUGCCGGACUUUUCCCAAAAUCGUAAUUACAUACACAAUAUUCUUUUGGAUGAAGCACGCAAAGAUUAUAGACGUGAAAAGCUGGCAGAAAUGGCAACAAAAUUAGCCUCAGAGACAACAGAGACACCUAAGGCGGCAGAACCCAAAGCUGAAACAAAAAGUGAUUAGUUAAAAAAUACCUUUUAAUGAUUUGAAAUGUUGUUUCCUUUAGGUUCUUGUUUUGUAUUUAAGAUGAAAUCGUUUAAUAUAACAAAAAGAAAUAAAUCAUAUUUUAAGUGAUAUUGUUCCAUA
This is a messenger RNA of Musca domestica (house fly), 842 nucleotides long. RefSeq names its product large ribosomal subunit protein bL17m (gene mRpL17). Bases 123 to 719 code for a protein of 198 amino acids. The record is from RefSeq and is a predicted model, not a curated record. Lineage: Eukaryota; Metazoa; Arthropoda; Insecta; Diptera; Muscidae. Gene Ontology annotation, molecular function: structural constituent of ribosome. The transcript has 2 exons. Gene Ontology annotation, biological process: translation. Gene Ontology annotation, cellular component: ribosome; mitochondrial large ribosomal subunit.